CGAGGGGAGAAGUUGAGGGCAGCUCCUCCGCUCGCGCAGUUUCCUCCACUGGUGGCGCUGAGACCUCUGCACGACUGGGACCAGCUGGGACACUCCUGCUCCGCACGAGCUCUUCUCCACUAGAUGGACUGGGACAUUAGACCUUAGCGCUUUCCUUCUUUGAGCUGUAUGGACAGUUUUGAGGACAAGAGCGCAACAUCUCCAUUGAGCAAAUAUGAAACUUUGCCGGACUUAAUUUUGCACUGAGUCACAAACAGGACCGGUCAGGGAUCAACGCAUUUAGCUUCUUCCGUACACACUCUUUGUACAGCUGGGGCUGCGAACCAGUCCCUGCCGUGUUAUCACGCAGAAAGCGACCUAGUAGUUACAGACUUUCGUGGCCUGAUGGGAUCAGAUGUGCGAGACUUGAACACCUUGCUGCCGCCGGUUCCCGCCCUCCCGGGGGGCAAUGGGAACUGCGCCCUGCCCGUCAGCAGCGCCCCUCAGUGGGCACCUGUGCUAGACUUCCACACGGCAGCACCCUACAGCUCCCUGCCCUCGCACUCCUUCAUCAAGCAGGAGCCCGGGUGGACGACGGCUGACCCGCACGAGGACCCCCACUGUGGACUCAGCGCCUUCACCGUCCACUUCUCCGGCCAGUUCACCGGCACAGGGGCCUGCAGGUACGGCGCCUUCGGCGGACCCCCGCCCAGCCAGCCCCCGCCCAGCCAGCCCAGGAUGUUUACCAACGGACCGUACCUGCCCAACUGCAUGGAGAGCCAGCCUGCCUCCAGAAACCAAGGCUACAGUACGAUGCCAUUUGACAGUGCUGGCAACUACGGUCACACACCAUCCCAUCACUCCUCCCAGUUCCCCAACCACUCAUCCCAGUUCCCCAACCAUUCCUUCAAGCACGAAGACCCGAUCGCCCAGCAGUCCAACAUGGGUGAGCAGCAGUACCCUGUUCCCCCGCCUGUGUACAGCUGCCACAACCCACCUGAGAGCUGCACGGGGAGCCAGGCGCUUCUCCUGAGGAGCCCCUACAACAGUGAUAAUUUAUACCAAAUGGCAUCUCAGCUGGAAUGUGUGGCAUGGAACCCUGUUAACACCCUGACGUCCACGAUCAAGAGCCACACCUCAGGCUAUGAGAGUGACCCCAGCACACCCAUGGUGUACAGCUGCAGCACCCAGUACCGCAUCCACACCCACGGCGUGUUCCGAGGCAUCCAGGAUGUCCGCCGGGUGCCGGGCAUCACCCCUUCGAUUGUGAGGUCCUCGGAGACCAACGAGAAGCGACCUUUCAUGUGCGCAUACCCUGGCUGCAACAAAAGAUACUUCAAACUGUCCCAUUUACAGAUGCACAGUCGGAAACACACAGGCGAGAAGCCCUACCAGUGUGACUUCACAGAUUGCGGUCGAAGGUUCUCAAGGUCCGACCAGCUGAAGAGGCACCAGCGAAGGCACACGGGAGUUAAACCCUUCCAGUGUGAUACCUGUCAGAGAAAAUUCUCACGGUCUGACCACCUUAAGACCCACACCCGGACUCAUACAGGUAAAACAAGUGAGAAGCCUUUCAACUGCCGGUGGCCCAACUGUCAGAAAAAGUUUGCCCGAUCGGACGAAUUGGUCCGGCAUCACAACAUGCACCAGAGGAACCUGAGCAAGUUGCAGCUGGCACUGUGAGGGAGUACGGCUGCGUGUCGCCCACAGUUCCGUGCCACCCGUGGCUGCAUGCCACCCACGGACAGACUGUUUGCUGGAACGCAGGUCCUCGAACUGGGAUUCCGCUCGUCUUCUGCAAGCACUGUGGGGGUCAGGGAGGUUGGGAGUUAGGUCGCGGUGCUGCCCGAAGCACUGAGGCCAGUGAUACUGGCCGUUGUCAUGUACAGAGUCCCCCGUUCACCCAUGAAAAGUUCUGUCCAUCCAGCUUCGAACCAUUCCACUCGACUAAAAUCCAGUCUUUUUCAUCCGUCCAACGCCUUUUGUCUUAUUUACUUAAUGUUAAUAUUGACAUGUGAUCUGCAUGUCCAGUUUUUAAAUUUUUUAAACUGUUGUAACUGUGAGAAGUCUGAGACUAAUUUAUUUAAUUGCCUAAAUUAAAAUAUCAACGUUUGUAAAGACAGUUUGCGAGGAGAGCUUUGUCUCCUUGGACCGCACGUUCUUUUCACAGCAACCGUGAGCGCACUUCACAUAUGAGCUCGUCCAAAAUCUAUUAUUCCAAAUGUGAGACCUCGCUGUUAUUUCAAUGACAGCUCCAUAAGACUAAUUCCAUCAACACCUGCUGCUGAUGCUUUUGGCAAGAUGCCCUAAUUCCAAUAAUUGUGUCACAUAUUAACAAGGAGCUGGAGCUUAAUUUGGAGUUCGUAAAAGAUAUAAAAGUCACACUGGCUAUGUGGCGAAAUUUUCGUGAUGUUGACUUAUAAAGUGCUGGUCCACGGAUACCAUUUUAACAAACUCCCAUGCAAAAAUGUAACUUAUGUCUUAAAUUUAUGAAGAAGAAAUAUAAAUAAUACUUUGACAGCUGGAGAGAAAAAGACAUUUUGCUUUUUAAUGUGUAUUUUUCAUACAUCACUCCGAAUUAUUGUGUAUAUGUCUGAUAACACCUUAAAAACUCCUUGAUAUUAGAAAAUGUAUUAUAAGUAGAGCGCAUCAAAAUGUUUGCCUUUUCCCCCCCCUUAAAUAUAUAUCUAUGCCACAGUUUGAAAUCUGUAUGCUGCAUUUGUUGUUUUUU
Molecule: messenger RNA, 2710 nt
Organism: Scleropages formosus (Asian bonytongue)
Lineage: Eukaryota; Metazoa; Chordata; Actinopteri; Osteoglossiformes; Osteoglossidae
Product: Wilms tumor protein homolog
Exons: 9
Coding region: 385-1662 (425 amino acids)
Biological process (GO): regulation of transcription by RNA polymerase II
Cellular component (GO): nucleus
Molecular function (GO): DNA-binding transcription factor activity, RNA polymerase II-specific; RNA polymerase II cis-regulatory region sequence-specific DNA binding
Source: RefSeq, a predicted model, not a curated record